Molecule: messenger RNA, 2940 nt
Organism: Phyllostomus discolor (pale spear-nosed bat)
Lineage: Eukaryota; Metazoa; Chordata; Mammalia; Chiroptera; Phyllostomidae
Product: olfactory receptor 2Z1-like
Exons: 1
Coding region: 1134-2246 (370 amino acids)
Biological process (GO): G protein-coupled receptor signaling pathway
Cellular component (GO): membrane
Molecular function (GO): G protein-coupled receptor activity; olfactory receptor activity
Source: RefSeq, a predicted model, not a curated record
CAAACCCACAAUCCUUCAGUUAUGGAAUGACGCUCCAACCCACUGAGCCACACUGUUCAGGGCAGGUACUGAGUAAACACCGACCCAACACUGACUCUUCCUGGUGUCUGAGCAGCCACCUCCUUUGGACAUCUGGUAAAGCAAAGCUGUUCGAGGUCUAUGCAAGGUUGAAUCCUCCUGGUCUUAAAAUGCUGGGUUCUCUAUGCUUAUCUGUACACAUCUCUGUUCUUCCCCAUUGACAAUGGCAACAGACACCACUUUGGCCCAGAAGUUAUCAGAAGUUGAAGAUGACAUGUAUAAAUAAUACUCCAGGGCUAUCUGCAAGGUGAUAUUGAAGGUAAGAAGGUCACAUAUAAGUAUUCUUAGUUAGGCACAGUUGGUCCAUCCUGAUCCUUCAUCUCCUUUGUCCACUGCAUUCACUCAGCAGAUUUUUAUUGAGCACUUAAUACAUGAGCAUAAUGCUCUCCACUCCUACUCUAUGAAAUUAAGCCUCAAAAUGAUGUCUAAUAUUCUGGAAAACUUGCCAUUCACCACCCAAGACCAUGUGGUCCCAACCCCUGUCACUCAUAUACCCCUUUACUGUAUAGAUGCCUUGAGUCCACAUCCUAAAUAUCAUCCCACCUAUGACUCUUUCCAGACAUUGGCCCUCCCAAUGAAUUUGGAAAUGAGAAUUUCCUCAUGGUUUUAAUAUUUGAUCCAUCUCAUCACCCCCUGUCAUUUGACAAAGUCUCCCUACUUCAAAUUCUAGUCUAUUCAGAAUCCUCACUCCGCUUUGUCCCCAGGGUGUCUGGAACGAUGUGUAUUCCAAUAUUCCACUGGGGCUGAUUUGCACUCUGUGGCUUGGGGACUCACAGUUUAACUGCAAGUACUAAUGAAUAGUGCUUGCCUGGACGGUGAAGGCAAGAAUUUUACAAAGAAAUGGGAAGAGCAGGGCAUCAUUUUGCUCUUUUCCAUCUCCUGACUAGGUAGGAAUCAUGAAUCAGUCAUGGUACUUUUUUUCCUACUGAGACUGAAUGUGCUCAUCAUCCUUCUCAGGAGACUCCAGCAGCCCCUGUUAAACUAUUGCACUUGGCACAUAAGGUGAAGCUACCCCCCACUGAGACUUCUUGCCAAAUAUUCAGCUUUCUCUGCAGAUGAACGAUGCCUCCCAGAGGAUGAGGGAGUCGAAUCAAUCAAUGACUUUGGACUUUACUCUCAUGGGGCUCUUCAACCACUCAGGGCCACAUAUGGUCCUAUUUUCCCUCGUGGUCGCCAUAUUCACCAUGGGCCUUCUGGGCAAUGCCAUCUUGCUCUUCCUGAUCCAGACAAACUCCCGGCUCCACACACCCAUGUACUUUCUGCUUAGCCAGCUCUCUCUGUUGGAUGUUGGCUUCCCACUCGUCACCAUCCCCAAGAUGGUGGCUGACUUCCUCCAGGGAGAGAGUUCCAUCUCUUUUGGUGGCUGUGCAUCUCAGAUGUUCUUCCUGAUGCUGUUGGGUGUCGCUGAGGGCGUUCUGCUGUCCCUUAUGUCUUAUGACCGCUAUGUUGCUGUGUGCCACCCCCUCCAUUAUCCUGUGCUCAUGAGACGUCAGGUGUGCCUGCUCAUGGUGGGCACCUCCUGGAUGUCAGGUGUGCUUGUGGCCUCCAUCCAGACCUCCAUCGCUCUGCACUUCCCCUACUGUGCUUCCCACACUGUGGACCACUUCUUCUGUGAGCUGCCCGCUCUGCUGAAGCUCUCCUGUGCAGACACCUCUGCCUAUGAGUUGGCGCUGUCCAUCUCAGGGGUGCUGAUCUUGCUGCUGCCCCUGUCCCUCAUUGUCGCCUCUUACAGCCAGGUGUUGGGGGCGGUUCUCCACAUGCGUUCGGAGGAGGCCCGGCAUAAGGCCUUCACCACCUGCUCCUCGCACGUCACUGUGGUGGGGCUUUUUUAUGGGGCAGCCGUGUUCAUGUACAUGGUGCCAGGAACAUACCACAGCCCACAGCAGGACAACGUGGUCUCCCUCUUCUACAGUCUUGUCACCCCCACUCUCAACCCGCUCAUCUAUAGCCUGAGGAACCAAGAAGUUCGAGUGGCUUUGGUCAAGGUCCUUGGCAGAACUGGUUUCAGAUCAAAAAGAAGACCCUACAGGGGGGUGUUGAAUUGCCCAAGAGGACCCUCCUUUACAUCUAAGACCUUUCUUUCAUUUGCAGUCCAUGGUGGUGCAAGGCGUACUGCAGUCAGCUCCCUUCCUCCUCUGAGACUCACUUUUUCUGUUGUGCAUUUGUAGGAUGUAAACAUAGUGAUCUCAAUCGCUUAGAAAAUGGGAGGGGUUGGGUUAUUUAGUCUUAAGUAGAAGGAAAUUUUUACUAUAAGAAGGACAACCCAACAUUAGAGGUGGGCCCCAGCUCAUGGAUAUUUUGGCCACCUGGUAGUGUCAGCUUACAGUCAUUCUUAUACAUUUCUGCACAGUGAGUGAAGUGUUUGAGAUUCGAUCCUUAAGGUCCAAGCAAGAUGGAGGAUCAGGGUGGUGCUCCAGCAGUGACACUCGGACAAUCCCUGCCUUGUGCUAGUUCUUAGCAGUGUCUUUGUCUGAGUCACAUUUAGGUUUUACAAAAGUGGAAGACUGUCACCAAGGAUGCCCCUGAUUAGACAGCCCAAGCAUGUGUUACUUUUGCUGUCUCAAUCACCACAGAGCAGACAGGUCACUCUUGAAUGAUUCGUCAGGAUGACGUAUGAUUAGACGUUGCCAUUUGUAAGCUUCUGUUAUCAGCACCAAAGGGAACAAGCAGUUAAGAUUACGCAAUUAAGGGUUUCCAGAGAAAUGAUCUAUCCUUGUUUUUUAUCUUUGCAGAGAUGUUUAUCUAAUGAAUCUUUGGAGCACAGCCAUUUCUAUUCAUACAAAGGCUCAGUUGGCAUUUCAUCCUAAGCAUUUUUAAAAACAUCUUCACCCAAGGACAUUUUAAAAUUACGUUUAGAGAAAG